This is a messenger RNA of Prorocentrum cordatum, 2777 nucleotides long. The record is from the annotation of a GenBank genome assembly. Lineage: Eukaryota; Dinophyceae; Prorocentrales; Prorocentraceae.
CUGUGCUCGAGGAGAACUACGAGGUUCACACGGCCAACAGCUGCACGAAGAAGUACGGGAAGAACCCGAAGGCGAUGAAGAUACGUCCAAUAAAACUACCAGAUGCCAAGGGCACGCUCAAGCAGUACUUUCCGAUACCAGCAGAUGACUUCCGCAGGUUGAAGGUGCAGACAGUUGUUGGCACGCAUGGGAAAACUUUGAAGAUGAGCGGUCCGAAAUUGUUUGAGGGCCACGCGGACAUGUCUAUGCUUAGUCAGGCAAACGUGACCAUCAGCAAGUACCAGCUCGACUCGAUCAAGAAGACGGCAGAAGAGGCCCGCAAGCCUAUGUGCCGCAGCCGCAGCACGCCAACGAAGCCAGGGGUGCGCUCGAAGAGCUUGACGCCUGCGAGCAACAAGGGCGCCAAGGGUCCCAAGCUCAAUGAAGCGGAAGUCGUCGAAGUGGACGCCGAGGGCGACGAAGACCAGAUGACAGCUACCUUCGGCGACCUUGCUGCGCUCUUCGCUGACCACCCCAUGGCGCCAAAGGACGAAUGCGCACGGAUUGCUGGUGAGAAAGAGAAGCACGGCACGUGUGCUUACUGGAUCAUGAGGCUCCCUCUCGAGUGCAUUGCUGCAUCGACUUCUUUCAAGUACCUGCACGCGGUAUCUCAGUCUGAGAUCUUGAAGCCAAUGAUCGAGCAGUGCGAGCGCGACACCCUGGAUGUGCACCUGCGUCUUGUCAAUGAGGCUAAGAAUUUUCCAGACGGCAAGCUCUUGCUGCUGAGCUGGGGCCAGGCGAAGGAGAAGAUCGAGCAACUCAAAAAGACUGACAUGGCUUGGUUGGCAGAAACGCGGGUCUCAGUUCUCAAGGCCUACGCGAAGCACUUCACCGACAAGAUCGAUGCUGACAAGGAUGUGAGGUCCUCCAUUGGCCACCUCGCGCGGGCGUUCGCUCCGUUCUCCAAUGGCAACCUCCCUGAGUAUGACCCAGAAACGCCGACGCUGCUAACGUCCAGGCUGCCCAUGGCUGAGACAAAGUCUAUCUUCUUGACCUCGGGUGUCGUCGGCCAGCUACUCUCUUGGUUGGACGGUGCCGAGACGAAGGAGGAUUUGGUAUUGGAGCUGCAGGAGGCCAUCGCGUCGCAGUGGACGGUGAGCGAAGACACGAUCAUGCCUCCAGAGUGCGGGUACUUGAUGCAGGACACCAAGAAGGUGUUGGCCGUGCUCGCCGCCAGCAUCCAGAAGAGCCUUCAGAUCAACACGCCCGUCAGCGUCUUCGACGACGUCAAGCGCUUGCAGGAGGAGGGGCUGAAGACUCUCAAGGGAGGCUCGUCUGUUUUCCAAGUCGUCGGGCAAGGAAUCGAGAGGGCGCCGUAUUGGAACAGAGCGAUCGCAACAUUCGGCAAGUCGGCAAAGGCGUUGAAGGCCACCGCCCCGCAGCUGCAGGAGCACAUGAAAGCUGCCCUGGAGCUCAAAGACAGCGCGCCCAGCACUGAGGCGUGCGAUAACCUACUGGCCAUGGCCCAGGCGAUCCCCGAAUACAAUGCAAGCGUUGGCCAGGCCCACGUUCUCGAGCUCGACACGCAGCUCGUUGCGGCCAUCAACGCCCACGCCGCCCAGAUUUCUUCGGCCAUUCUCGCCGAGUGCAAGAACGGCUCGGACGGCGUGGCAUCCGCGGGCACGCUCGAGGCAUACACGGGCCUCGUGAAGAAGGCAAUUGCCAGCUGCUCCCACAAUGACGACCUCGUUCGAGCCCAGAAGAUGCUGGAGAACACGCCGCGCGAGCUCGCGCAGCUAAAGAGGGCCAGCGACCUCAGCCAGAAGCUGCGCGAUUUCAACAUCUCAGACGUGAUGGCUUCCACCACAUUGAAGGAUUACUUCAAAGGCCUCGCGCUGCCCUCGGACGACGAUGCGUCGCGCACAUCGGUCUACGACCUCUUCCUCAAGAUUGUGGCGAAUGAGCGGUGGAGCGAUUACGACGGCAACGACGAGUUCCAGCACAUCGAGUUGCUCAAGGCGAUGUCCCAGCAUGUCCCGUCAAGUCACUCCUCGGCCUGCACUGGAGUUGUGGAUCUUCUCUCGUGUGUCGGCGACCUCAGCGCGGCGAGGGCGGCGGUGGAGAAGCUGGGCGACUCUGCGCAUGAGGCUGCGGCGUCGUCUGGGUGCGAAGUGGCGCUGACCUCUUUGGAUCGCCAGGCGCAGCGGUGCAAGGCGCUCCUGAAUAAGAAGCUUAAGGGUUUCGGACAUAUCACCGAGUCGAGCAAGACUGCGUUCGACAACACGAAGCACUACCUCCAGGAGGUCGCGGAAGCAUUGCUGGGGAAUACCGCGGCGGAUGCAGAGUCCUCGGUGAAGCAGCUGUGGGGUAAGUUUCAGAAUGCCGAGGGCCUCAAGCCGUUCGAGGAUGGCGCUGGCAAGGCCAACUGGAAGGAGGUGAAGAAGAUCUGGGAGGCGGGCUUCAAGGACUGGGACCGCGGCGACGGGGAGAGCAUCCUGGAUGCGCUCGGCAAGAAAGUGGACGCGUACACCGAAAUGUGCGACGUCUUCAAGCAGAAGCCCCAGCCCAAGCUGGUGCAGAAUAUCAACGAAAUGAAGACGGCGGUCGCGGUUGUCGUUGCAUCCUCGAUGGUGGUCGAGGCCUGCAUGAGUGCCGACAGCCAGGACGGCGUGAAGCUCAGGGCGCUCAUGAACAAGCCGAAGACGGUGCUCAGGACCCACAAGGUGCAGCCCGAGCUCAUGCCGCCCGCCGUGAAGGCGUCGUACCUCGCGGGCAUGGCGAUGGCGUUCGAGGGCUGA